Aaosphaeria arxii CBS 175.79 is the source of this 1642-nucleotide messenger RNA. RefSeq names its product alpha/beta-hydrolase. Gene Ontology annotation, molecular function: hydrolase activity. The transcript has a single exon. The record is from RefSeq and is a predicted model, not a curated record. The coding region runs from base 444 to 1502 and encodes 352 amino acids. NCBI's taxonomy places the organism in Eukaryota, Fungi, Ascomycota, Dothideomycetes, Pleosporales.
AAGUUUAACUUCAUCACAGAAUAUCGAUACAUCCUUUUCAUCCUGUUAUCACCUUCGGAUGAUACGAGUUAUAUAUCUCUGGCCCAGACAUGCGUGCCUUGGUGGAUCCCAAUUCGCUUCCAUCCACGCCACUUCAAGCCUCCGAUGCUUAGGGAGCCCAUCCUACGUCAUCGCGAUCGCGAACAUGUAGAAUGACGCGAAGACAGCGAUGCGUGCCGUUACCCGAUUUAUACGCAGCAGUGGAACCAACGCAAACUCCCAUGUCAACAAUGAGAAGUACCCUUUUUUUGCUCUGUCGCUACUAAUCUAUGAUGCCUUGUCUGCACUAUCCCGACUACUCUCGAUAGCUUCCCUAAGUCCUUUCACUAGUUACCCUUCCUUAGCAUCAUCUCUAGUACUCGCCGUGUCACCUUCUUAAGCAAUCCAGAGCACCAGUAGUCACAAUGGCUACCAGCACGCUUGAUGACCUCUCCACCAAGAUGGAAUCGAGUCCAAUCGAGUCGGGUACAAACUCGAGCAUUCGAAUCACCCACCGGUCCGAACGAUACUUCUACAUGCACCUCGUCCAAAUUAUCGUCCGUCGCAUACGCAGCCAUCUCGUCAAGCCCAAGAAAGAACAGCGCGAAGGUUCCAUCAAGCUGAAGCCGCAGAAAGUCAUAUACAGGACGUGCUCCGUGAACCACCGAACCAUAUGCGACAUCAACAUCUACGACAUCAUCCCGAAGCGCACGAGCGAGAAGACAUAUGUCAAGCGGAUAUACUACUUCUGCGGCGGCGGGUGGCAGAGCCCACCUUCCGGUCAGCAUUGGCAGGUUUGCGCAAAGCUGGCCAGGCAGAUGCCCGACACCACGAUUUCUAUCGUAUCCUACCCUCUUGCGCCCAAGAACUCGGCCUCCAAGAGCUUCCCUGCAUUGCUUAGACUCUACCGAGAGCUAUUGCGACAGUCCGAGGAGGACGGACACAGAGUUAUAUUGGCUGGUGAUUCGUCCGGCGGCAACAUCGUUCUAUCUCUCGUACUGGAGGCCCUCAGAGAAGACGCCAUGGAAGCCGGUGGUGAAAUCUCCAGGGACGGAAAGCGAAGUCACACCGCGCACCCAACCGCGCUCAUGCUAGUAUGCCCGUCGACAGACCUCACGCGCUCGAACCCCGACAUCGAGAAACUCAAGCACGCCGAUCCCAUCCUCACACCGGACUUCAUCAAGGAGACUGCGGGUGCUUGGACGGGCGAUUGGGACCCCAAAGACCCUCGCGUUUCCCCUCUGUAUGCUGAUUUGUCUCUACUCGCCAAACGGGGCAUCAAAGUUCAUGGCGUUACGGGUGGCUACGACAUCUUGCGCCCUGAUGCUAUUAUGUUGCGGGAGAAACUCGAGAAAGAGGGUGUUCAUGGUGAGUGGCUUGACUGGGACAAGCAGAUGCAUUGCUUUGUCCUCACAUGGCCGUAUGGUAUGCGCGAGGGUAGAGAGGGCGUAGGGUGGAUGGUAGACGUGUUGAAGAAGGAAUAGUUGGUUUUGUGUCUUGGUCGGAAUUUCGUUUUAUACCCAUUCGCUGUGCUGUUGUUGAUAGAACUUUAGCUAAUGAUCUGACCUGAAUAGUAAUAUUACUUCGACGAUGUUACUUUUCUCCACAAACAGCUACCCACAAA